UUCUUCUGUGCCAAGCUGAAAAUGUGGCAGCCCUCUCUAGACUCCUUCACUUUCUCCGCAGAGUGAGAUGUCUGCGUAUGCCUCUCGUUAGCGGAGCCUAUGGAUUUCGCUCGAUUCCCAUGACCCUCCUCCCGUUUCUCGCGCCAAGUUUCUCCAACAAAAAAACAUUUCGUCUCGCCUUCUGUUUAGUGACCACCCAACGCCCAGCCUCCUUUUUCGAUUGGUCUGCGCCAUCUCCCUGGCACGCAUCUCCCUCGGGCACUCCAACCCCCCCGCCCGCCACCUCGCCAGCGGCGUCUGUUCAGCCGGGCCCUUCUGGUUGCAGGUGGCGUUGCGUUGUCCGCUCCGUCCAGAUGGGGGUCCCUCCCUGGUGGUGCCUCUUGCCCCUGGUGCUGGGGGGCUGCUCUGGCUCCUCCUCACGUUCCCUGAGUGCAUUUUUCACACUGCUGUCAGAGCCCAUCCAGGAAAUGCCCGAGUUCCUUAUUUUGGGGUAUUUGGAUGACCAGUUUAUGGUUCGCUAUGACAGCAACAGGAGGGCAUGUUUGACUGAAGUGCCCUGGGUGAAGAAGGUUGCAGAUUCAGAUCAGCGCUUCUGGAGGAUGUGCAGCGAGACUGCUCAAAUGUUUGAGGAGAAGCUCAGAAAGGACCUGGCAUUCCUACAACAACACUAUGAUCAGAGCAGUGAGCUUCACACCUUACAGCUCCUUUAUGACUGUGUGUUGAGCAAAGAUGGGAGCAAAAGAGGAUAUUACAAGCUUGCCUACGAUGGGAGGGACUCCAUGAGCCUGGACACGGAUACAUUCACCUGGAUGGCAGGCAGUGCCGAGGCCCAGAAGGUCAAGGGCUUGUGGGAGGCUGAACGUAUGGACAUCAAAAUGUCAAUGAUUGUACUGACACAAGAAUGCACUACAUGGAUGCAGAAAUACACGGACUAUUUAAAUGAAUCUCUGUGGAGGAGAGAGCCCCCAGUGGUGAGAAUGGCAUGGAAGAUGACAUCUGAUGUCCAGGAAACCCUCAUCUGCCGGGCAUAUGGCUUCUAUCCCAAAGAGAUUGAUGCCACUUGGAAGAAGGAUGAGGAGGUCUGGGAGCAGGAGACGCUCCAUGGGGAUGUCACCCCCAACUCAGAUGGGACCUACCAUACCUGGCUCAGCACUAAGAUUGACUCCAAAGACAGGCAUCGGUACCAGUGCCAUGUGCAACAUGCUAGCCUCGCAGAGCCUCUGGACCUGUCCUGGGGGAAGCCUGUAGAAAGACUACACACCUCCAUGCCCGUGUGGGUCAUUGUAUUGGGGGUCAUGGCUGCUCUUCUGGUGGCUGGGAUCAUUAUAUGCAUCAAAAGGAAACGGAUGGUGACGGGGAUCAGUUUGUGUGUAAGAAAAGAGCAGAGGGAAGAAAGAGAAAUGGCCACACAACCUUCUGAAGCCGGCAACAUUGUAAGUUAGACAUACGAAGCUCAACUCCCGGGUGAGUUACAAAAGCACCGGCAGCAUCACCCUUCUGUGUGCUGGUCACACCUCUAACAAAUAGCCUGCAGGGAGCUUUAGCUGGCUCCUCCUCUGCAGCUCUUCCUCCUGCCUGCCCAAACACAACAUAAAAGUAAAGGUAAAGUGUGCCAUCAAGUUGAUUUCGACUCCUGGUGCCCACAGAGCCCUGUGGUUGUCUUUGGUGGAAUACAGAAGGGGUUUACCAUUGCCUCCUCCCACGCAGUAUGAGCUGAUGCCUUUCAGCAUCUUCUUAUAUCGCUGCUGCCCAAUAUAGGUACCAGUAGGGAUUCAAACCAGCAACCUUCUGCUUGUUAGUCAAGCAUUUCCCUGCUGCAAUAUGGGCAACAGCAAAGCAGUGUAUGUGUUUACCAUGCAUGCUGCCUCUUUCCUUCCAGGCCUGAGGAGUUGGGGUGGGAGGGUUUGAGCAGGCAGGAGGGGGGUGGGAGCACAAACUGAAGGAUAAAUAGGCUGGCUGCUGAAGAGAAGGUGGGGGACCCCACAAACACACUGAUGCAGCUUGGGUUGAGGAAGAGGUUGGUGGGGUACCAGAGAUCAGGGACCCUCACCAAAACAUUGGGGGCACAUCACAGGGUUGUUGUGGGGAUAAACGUAGGCAUGACCUCCACCACUCUGGGCCCGGGAACCAGUAGCAGCCCCCAUCAAACCAUAAUUGCAGCUCCUCAACUAAUUGUGUAUUAGGCCUGUGUAAAGCUUUGGCCAAAGGUGUGCAUGGAGUGCCGGGAAGUGUAGUCCUUUCCCAGCAGAGCUCCUAAGAGAGGGCUCCGUCUUUUGUAAAGGGCCCACCCAGUACGGAGAAAGGUGCAGUACUGUGUGGAAGUCAGCACAGUGGGAAAUGGCCGUUGCACUGAUGGUGGGCCCCACUUGAAAAAUGAAUGAAGAUCGCUAUCCGAAAUGGUGCUUCUGCUUCUGGGGUGAACUCCAAAUGGAGAGCAUUGCUCUUAGCAGAGGAGUGCUGGACUGGCACACCUAGAUCGCUCCCAGAGGAUGCGCCAAUGCCCUGGAGACCAGCCAUUUUGGCAAAGGUGCUGGGGGAAAGGAGCCUAUACUAGAGCGCAGACAACGUAGAAUGGAAGCAGAUGCAACAUUGUCUUCUAUUGUCAUAGCAUUCAGUUUGGACAGAAAGGGCCCCAGUUGUUCUCAGAAAAACCUGCAGGGAGGGAAAAGGUUGCUGGGCCAAGAAAGGGACACCAUUUCCUGCCAUACAACAAGUUAGGUUUUUCAGGAGUGUCCCUUUAAUGAGGCAAAGUGAAGCAGGUGCCUCAGGCGGCAGAUUAUUGGGCUCGCAGCAGGGUGGCAAGAUCCCCCCCACCCCAUGGUUUCCAUUGGAGCAGCUUUUUGGCCGUUGCAAAUGCUGCAAGGAGUGCCUCUCCUCAUACUCCUUGCAAAGAAGCACAAGGAGAGAAGAGCAGGCUGCUGGCAACCUUCCCUGCUUCCCCCCCCCAAUACCACUUCAAGGCUUGCAAGGGAUUGUUUUGAAAGGGGGCUGGCCCCCACCAGGGGGCAGUGUAUUACACCUUGUCUCAAGCAUCACAAUACCCUAUGAUGCUUUGGGCUCUGAUAGUCCAGGGACACGCAUGAGUGAGUGAGAAAUGGGACAGUGUUAUUUAAGCCCUGCUUCCCACGCAGCUAACCUUUUGGGCUGAGGAGCACACAGGGCUUUAGCCGGUCAUUCUUUGGGGGAAGGUUUGUUUUGUUUUCCUGUUUGGACUGGCAUUUGAUUUUUGCCUCAGAAGCUGUUGUUCAGGGAAGAGUCAGGCAGUUUUAAUUUGAUUGGAUUCCAGUUUAGCAAUUGCUAAUUUAUUCAUUCAAAUUGGUCAUUAAUUUCUAUCCAAACCCCACCCUCCCGCAAGGGAAAUGGAUAGUUGCUACUUGAUUGAUCUUUUUGAUUAAUUGUUCAACAUUAAUAAGCAUGCAUUGCUCAAGGUUGGGCUUACUGAUGCUUGGGGGACAUCGCAACUAGCUAUCUAUACCAAUCUCCCCGAGUAUCCCUAUGGGAUACUCCAUUCUGGUGGUGGUGGUAUUAUUAUUAUUAUUAUUUUAUUACAAUUUUGUUUCUUUUCUACAAAAAAUGCAUUCAAAUUGGCAAAAUAUUUUGACAAAUGUAUGCAUGCCAUAUUCCUUUAGUAAAGUUGCAAUCUGUUUAAUUAUGUGUAUGGUGUUCGUCUCUUUGUUCCUCACCUUGUUCCCCUCCCUCUUGCAAAAUUUUAACUUUUCAGAGUACACCUUAUGUAUAUCCAGAUGUCAUAGCAAACAUGUACCUCUCCAAGCAGAUAUUGGUCACUCAGUGAGGUAACAAGGUUGAAGUGGGCCCUGAGCCCAGGGGUGGAGCCACCAUUGUGUGGGUUUCCCUCAAAGAACCCAGGCCACCAUGCCCAGGGACCAUGUCUGGUGCCCCCCAAGCCACACCCCUGCACCUGAAGUCAGACGCAGGGGGCGGAGCCACAUUUGCAAUCAGGGCUGUGCCCCCCCGUUUACAGGUAAACUUUGACCAGCGCUGCCGGGAGCGCCUCUCCCUGCUUGCAAAGGCGCAUCCCUAGCCAGGCUGGGAACCCGGUGCUGGCUGAAGCGUCUCAAAAACAGAACUGUGCGGCUCAGUUUUUGAGAAGCUUCAGCCAGUGCUGGUUUCCCAGUCCGGCCAUGAACGCGUUUCUCUGCCUUUGUAAGCAGGGAGAGGUGCUCCCCGCCGUGCUGCAAACAUGGUGCCGGCCAAAGUUACUUGCAAACGGGGGUGUGUGGCCUCGUUUGUGAAUGUGGCUAUUCCCCCUGUGUCUGACUUCAGGUGGCGGGGGCCGCUGGUGGCAGUCUGGACGGGCUGCUGGCAUUCUCGCUACGCCACUGGAACCACCUUCUUCUUGAUCUCCCAUCCCACCCCCUGGUCUUUGCUGCAGAAGAACGAUAGGGACAUGGUGAAAAAAUAAAACAUUCUCAGCACAUCCUUUCUGUCACUUCUAUGCAAAUAGUAUCUCACUCACUCCUCAUGCAUGCAUCACACGCACACACCCUUGGCUCAGAAUUAUUUUUAAAGCACAUAUAUCUAUGACAAUUAGAACCACCUUUUAUUUAUACAACAUAAAAAGUGAAGAAAAAGCUGACACCAGCCGGUAGUCCCCUCCUUGCCACCCAUCCAAUGGACCCAUUCCCUGCCCCUGCACCCACCACUUUGAACUGUGUGAAAUUAUCUCCUCCUCAUUCUUGAUAAGUUUGCAUCAGCAUUUCCCCAGUACCAUUAUUGAGGCUGAAUGAGGAUUCAGGUUUCCAGAGGGAUAGCAGCUGCAUUACUCUCUUGCAGCAAAAAUGACAAAGGACCUUGUAGAACCCUGAAUGCUAAUAUUUACUGUAGCAUUUCAUGGACUAUAGCCACCUCAUGGUGCAGCGGGGAAAUGACCUGAUUGUCAAGCCAGAGUUCGCUGCUUCAGAUCCCUGUUGGUAUGUUUCCCAGACUAUGGGAAACACCUAUAUCAGGCAGCAGCGAUAUAGGAAGUUGCUGAAAGGCAUCAUCUCAUACUGCGCAGGAGGAGGCAAUGGGAAACCCCUCCUGUAUUCUACCAAAGACAACCUCAGGGCUCUGUGGGCGCCAGGAGUCAACAUUGACUCCACGGCACACUUUACUUUUUACCUUUCAUGGACUACUACAGAGCCAGUACAUACUAAUGGAUCUGGACAGGCUCAACUAUUGGGCCAAAGCCAACAAGAUGGAGUUCAACAGAGACAAAUAGAAAGUCUGGCAUUUGUGUAAGAAAAAGCAAAUCUGCAAGUACAGAACGGGGGAGACCUGGACUGGCAGCAGUACAUGUGAAAGGGACCUAGGUAUCCUGGUAAACCGCAAGUUGAACAUGCGCCAGCAGUGUGAUGCAGCUGCUAAAAGAGCAAGUGCAGUCUUGGGUUGGGUUAACAAAGGCAUACCAUACAAAUCCCGAGGAGUGAUAGUUCCACUCUGUUGUGCCCUGGCCAAGCCUCACCUGGAAUACUGUGUCCAAUUCUGGGCCUCUCAUUUUAAGAAGGUCAUUGAUAAACUGCAAUAGGUUCAGAGGAGGGCGACAGAGAUGGUGAGAGAUCUUGAACCCAGCUCCCAUGAGGAACAGUUGAACAAGUUGGGUAUGUUUAACCUGAAGAAGAGGAAACUUGUAAAGGGUCUUGGUUGGAUGAUAUGGAUUAUCUGGACCAGUGGUUCCCCACCUAGGUUUCUCCAGAUGUUGCUGAACUACAACUCCCAUCAUUCCCAGUUCAGCAACAUCUGGAGGAACCUUGGCUGGGAACCACUGAUCUGGACCUUUUCAAUUUGACUUUUGCCCUGAGUUUGGAACUGGAACUGCCUUGGUUGCCCUGGUAGAUGACCUGCACUGGGAACAAGACAGGGGGAGUGCAUCUCUGUUGGUUCUGCUGGACAUCUUGGCAGUGUUAAAUACAACUGACCAUGUCCCCAGGCCACCCCCUGGCUAUGGGCCUGCGCAUAUGCCUCAUUCUGUUUUGCUCCUGUGAUAGUUAUACAGUUGUCCUCAUUCCCCUGUCUCCUCACUGAGAGUUUUCCUCCCUUAUGGUAAAAUGUGUGGCUUCUGAAAGGCUCUCAAUCAGUUCUGGGUGGAUUUAUUCCCCAGUGUUUACCAUAUAGAAUGGAAAUUAGACCUCUGUCUUCACACCAGACCUGCUGUCCCUGCAACAGGUUUGCAGCUGAAAUUGAUUAAUGGCAGCAACAGCUAUGCAGAGUCUGAACAGUCAUUUUGUAAUUGUUGGAACUGGGACCCUGGCGGCAGCAGCUCUCCGCUGCAAUGUCUCAUAGUGACCACUGGGGUGUGUGUGUGUUUAGAGUCAUGGAUGAAAAGUGCUGGACUUCUCCCCUCUUUGUUCUCACUGAGUUUGUCUCUCCCAGAGAUUCCUGUUGUUUAGUCUCUCUCCCUUCAGCCACAAACUUAGCUAGAUUAGGCUGCAGACUUUCCUAUUUUAUUUGUAACUUCUCAAAUAAAUCCUUGUUGUUCUUCAAUCCUAAAGAA
Messenger RNA from Hemicordylus capensis (graceful crag lizard), 6493 nucleotides. Its product is annotated as major histocompatibility complex class I-related gene protein-like. Gene Ontology annotation, biological process: immune response. NCBI's taxonomy places the organism in Eukaryota, Metazoa, Chordata, Lepidosauria, Squamata, Cordylidae. Gene Ontology annotation, cellular component: external side of plasma membrane. The record is from RefSeq and is a predicted model, not a curated record. The coding region runs from base 78 to 1442 and encodes 454 amino acids. The transcript has 8 exons.